Messenger RNA from Lactuca virosa, 456 nucleotides. Lineage: Eukaryota; Viridiplantae; Streptophyta; Magnoliopsida; Asterales; Asteraceae. The record is from the annotation of a GenBank genome assembly.
AUGGAAUUACAACUCCUUCCUACACCACACACAAGAGCCACUUUGUCACGUGUCCCAUCAUGGUCUUCAAAAUCGAUAAGAUUCCAAUCAAACAACAUGCAGUGUCCUUCAGAUGUUGCAGGUCCUUCACUAGACCUGCAAUUAUCCAACAGUUUCCAACCAACUGGGUUGGAAAUUGUUGGACACAUGGGCUCCACGGAAGCACCGAAAUUCCAAGCGGAUCAAAUUCAAAUCGCGUCAACAACAGAGAAGGCGCACAUAGAGCGUAUCAGGGAAAUGACUCAACGAGAAAUGGAGUUGGCACAAGCAGAGUUGUUGUAUGCGAGGAAUAUGUGGGAGAGAACGCAAAAGGAGGUCGAGAGGGUGGAAAAACUGAAAGCAAAAGCGACACGUUAUAUCGAUUCAACUUGUAAAGAAAUUACUUGUCAAGCUUGUAGACAAAUAUUUCGACCUUAA